UUAAACAUGAAUCAAUAACAGAUACCGUAAUCACUCUUUCACAAUUCAUCAAACUAACAGUAGUAAUAAUAAUAAAUUUACAAUCAACAACAAUAAUAGUAUUUCCAACAAUUUUCUCAAAUACCCUUUUAAGCUUCACCAAAUUUCCCAAUUAUAUCACAUCCUCCAAAUUCUCAUAACAAUUUUUUUGGAGCCCAACCUCAAUAUUAUCCUUAACAAUAAUAAUUGCUCAAUUAACCCAGUCUUUUUGGGAUGAAUACUGUAGAAAAUCAAGAUAUUCGUAUUAAUUUUGAUGAUGAUGAAAAGAUAGAACCUAAAAAAGUAGAUGCAAAAUAGUCUGCAAAUUAGUAUGAUUUAAAGGAAAAACUUUCAUUUGAAGUAAAAGCCUUAUAUAAAAUGGGGAAAUUGCUUAAUAGUAGAACAUAAUACUUACCUGGAAUCGUAAGUAUAAAAGCAUAGGAGGAAACUAUCACAUAAAAUCAAUAAAAUUAGCGAAUCGGGGUCGAUUUAAUAUGUUUAAUUGAUAAAAGUGGAAGUAUGAAUGGGUAAAAGAUAGCUAUGGUAAAACAAACAUUAGCUUUACUGCUUGAUUUUCUAAACGAAAAUGAUCGAUACCAACUUAUAACUUUUGAAAGUUAAGCUUAAAGAUUAACACCUUUAAAAAGGGUAACAGAUGGAAAUAAAUAAUACUUUAAAUAGGUGAUAUAAACAAUCAAUUCUGGGGGUGGAACAACUAUUGGAUCAGCUACAGAAAUAGCAUUUAGAUAAAUAUAAUAAAGAAAAUAUAGAAACAAUGUCACAUCUAUAUUUCUACUAUCAGAUGGUCAAGAUGAUCAGGCAAAUUAAAGGAUUCAGGAGCAAAUAAAGACAGUGUAUGAAGUGUUUACUUUGCAUACAUUUGGUUUUGGAGAGGAUCAUGAUGCUAAAAUGAUGGCUUAAAUUUGUAAUUUAAAGAGUGGAAGUUUUUAUUUUGUAUAAGAUGUAACAUUAUUGGAUGAAUUCUUCGCAGAUGCUUUGGGAGGAUUAAUAUCUGUUGUAGGUGAAUAAUUAGAAAUAACUCUUUAAUCUUUAGUCCCUUAGCCUUAUUAAGAUAUUCAAAUAUCUAAAACUUAUGGAAAUAUGUGGUAAAAGAAAGGAAAUCAAUAUUAUAUCACUCAACCUUAACUUGCUUCUGGAACAAGAAAAGAUUAUGUUUUUGAAUUGGCUCUUCCAAAAUUUGAAGGGAAAAUUGAAGACAAUCAAAGAAAUGUGAAAGUUAUAGAUGCAGUAUUAAAAAUAAAAGAUCCAAUUAAUGGAACAAUUAUUAUGAAAUAAACUAGUCUCACAUUAACAUUCUUUAAUUAAGAUGAAUAAAUUAAUUAUAAUGAAUCAGAUAUUGAUGUUUAUGCAUAAUAUUAUAGAGUUAAAGGAACAGAAGUAAUUGAUGAUGCAAGAAAAGCUUGUGAAUUAAAUAAGAAUGAAGAUGCUUAAAAAUUAAUUGAUAAUAUGUUGAUACAAAUCCAGAAGAAUCAAAAUGUUGCAUCUAAAUGUACUGGAAUUAUUUAAGAUUUAUAAUAAGCAAAAUAAGCAUCUGCAAGAAAUACAUAUAAUUUAUUUGGCCAAAAGUAAAUGUGUCAAAUGGUCAGUAAUAACUAUCAAUAGGGCGGAAUCAAUUCUUUAUUCUCUGCUACAGGAAUGCAAUAAUAAUAACUCCAACCAGCUGCAUACUCUAAUGCUUGUUAAUAAUAAAUGAUGUAUCAAGUGCAAGCAUCUAAACCUAAUUACAAACCCAGUUGA
Molecule: messenger RNA, 1776 nt
Organism: Paramecium octaurelia
Lineage: Eukaryota; Ciliophora; Oligohymenophorea; Peniculida; Parameciidae
Source: the annotation of a GenBank genome assembly